AUGUUUUUAACUAGAAGUGAAUAUGAUCGUGGCGUUUCCACCUUCUCUCCUGAAGGUCGGUUAUUUCAAGUCGAAUAUUCUCUAGAGGCCAUCAAGCUGGGAUCAACGGCCAUUGGUAUAUCCACCAGUGAAGGUGUGAUAUUAGGUGUGGAAAAAAGAGUCUCCUCAUGUCUCUUAGAGAGUGACAGUAUUGAAAAGAUUAUGGAAGUUGAAAAACAUAUAGGUUGUGCAAUGUCCGGGUUAACUGCAGAUGCUAGAACCUUGAUUGACCACGCCAGAGUCGCUGCUGUUCAACACAAUUUGUAUUAUGAUGAGCCAAUAUCGGUGGAAUCUUUGACCCAGUCUGUUGGCGACUUGGCAUUGAGAUUUGGAGAAGGAGCAAGUGGCGAAAAGAGAUUAAUGUCCAGACCGUUUGGUGUGGCCUUAUUGAUUGCUGGCUAUGAUGACGACAAGGGGCCUCAGUUAUACCACGCCGAACCGUCCGGUACUUUCUACCGAUAUGAUGCAAAGGCUAUUGGAUCGGGCUCCGAGGGUGCACAGGCAGAGCUGCAGAAUGAAUACCAUAAAUCUCUAACUUUAAAGGAAGCUGAGGUGUUAACUCUGAAGAUACUUAAGCAGGUGAUGGAAGAAAAAUUGGAUUCCAAGAACACGCAGCUAGCCAGUGUCACCAAGGAUAAAGGAUUUAGAAUAUAUUCGGACGAUGAAGUGGCGCAAAUCAUAGAAGUGGUGAAGCAACAGGAAAAGGAAGGUGAAGAAGACCAACAAAUGCAAGAGUGA
Pichia kudriavzevii is the source of this 777-nucleotide messenger RNA. RefSeq lists its product as uncharacterized. Gene Ontology annotation, biological process: proteasome-mediated ubiquitin-dependent protein catabolic process. Bases 1 to 777 code for a protein of 258 amino acids. The record is from RefSeq and is a predicted model, not a curated record. Gene Ontology annotation, cellular component: proteasome core complex, alpha-subunit complex; nucleus; proteasome core complex. NCBI's taxonomy places the organism in Eukaryota, Fungi, Ascomycota, Pichiomycetes, Pichiales, Pichiaceae. The transcript has a single exon.